UCUGUUUACUCUCCAUUAUCGUGGCCGGAUCGUGGCCUUGAUGUCGCGUCCGGAAUAGGAAUUUUUUUCGGAGGCAAAGCAGCCGUAUCUACGCUUGCAUUACAACCGCUGUAUGGUCGCAAUGGCAUAUGGCAUGGAUGGUACAACGCACCGGGAUGCCACGCAAUUGUGGGGAAGCUGGUUAGAACAUUGUUACAGGGUCCCGUUUCAUCGUAUCCAGAGAGACUCUCACUUUCUCUCGGCAUAGAUGGCAAGGAAGGGCCCAAAUAUAUUGCAUCACAGUCGGGAACAGUCCUGCAGCAUACUCGCCGUCUUGCGUACGCAGUGCUUAAUAACAGCAACUGGAGGGGAAAGCUGGUGGCUGUGGGUCAGAAGCCUAGCCCAACGCCAAUGCAAUUAAUGAUCAUGGACUUGAAAAAAGUGCCCACAGAAGAUAACACGCUUCCCCCAAGAAGUUCUCGUUACUCCUCAUUACCCAUAAUCGCCAGCGUCACUAGCAUCGCAGCUUGCGUCAUUUGUGCCAGUGUCAAGGACUGGUUGUCCUUCAAGAUGAUUCUGCUCGGGAUGGUCUCCUCUGGAAUCACUUCUUCUAUCAUGUGCACUGGGACAAUUACCCUUGGACGGGUCAAACCAGCAGAUGGAGUUCCACCUGGAGAUGGUAUGCUACUGUUGGAUAAUCGCAUCGUGAUAUUGAGGGGCAACGAGGAAGACGUAAACGCCGUGACCAAGGGAAAACUGCGACUGAAGAUCAAAGGAGGGGUUCGCACCCUCCUUUUCUGCGCGUCCAUAGCGUUGUCGCAAGUUACCCUACAGCUCAUCUACAUGCCUUCCGGGUCGCUACCAGGACAAUUCAUGUUCCUGUUAUCGCUCCUAGUGUCUGGAGGAUGUAACCUAUAUCUAUCAGCGAAGGAAGAGGAUGUGCGAUCAAGUGCCCUCAUCACCCUACUGGAUACUCCGGAAGUGACAACGUACCAAACCAAUUCUAGAACAACUGCUGCCGUUCUGGCAUGCUUAGCACUCUGUUGGGAGUCUGACACGCUUAUACCUGCAAAUGUCCUCCGGGACAUUGUCCCCAUCCGGACAAAACCAUGGAAUGCCUUGUCUCAAAUUCUCACGAAGAAUAUCAAGGAUAGGAACAAGAAAUUCGACUAUCGGAAUAGCGACGAUCUGGACGUUCAGGAAAAGCUGCUUUUGACCGAACUCAUCGGUGACGCUCAUGCAGCGUACGACCGGUAUAUUCGGGAUUACGUUGAAUAGUUGAACCAGUAUCUGCACCAUGUACAUAUGGCGUUCCUCCUACCCAUCUUGCUUUAUCUUGCUUCCUGGUACUGUACAGUGAUUCACCUUUGUCACUUAGCCACUUGAUUUGGGUUAUAUCGUUCGCUAUUUUCACGUUUUGCAGUACACUAGGGUUCGGCGUUACCGACUUUCAUCUUGCUUGCCUGCGAUUUUACGAAGAUUCCAGUUUGUGUACUCGAAACAAUUUUGUAGCCGUUUUGGACGCUUUCCUCCUCCUUUUGUUUAGCUGAAUCUAUUACAACAAGUGGGUGUGCACAAGACCGUUCAACG
Suillus subaureus is the source of this 1569-nucleotide messenger RNA. RefSeq lists its product as uncharacterized. The transcript has a single exon. The record is from RefSeq and is a predicted model, not a curated record. Lineage: Eukaryota; Fungi; Basidiomycota; Agaricomycetes; Boletales; Suillaceae. The annotation marks the transcript as partial.